Messenger RNA from Brassica napus (rape), 869 nucleotides. Its product is annotated as fra a 1-associated protein-like. NCBI's taxonomy places the organism in Eukaryota, Viridiplantae, Streptophyta, Magnoliopsida, Brassicales, Brassicaceae. The record is from RefSeq and is a predicted model, not a curated record. The transcript has 3 exons. Bases 114 to 686 code for a protein of 190 amino acids.
CAAGAAAAAAAAAAUGCGCGAGUAUAAAGACAAACAAACCAGAAACUUAUUAGAUUUUUUUUUUUUUUGCUUGAGGAAGAAUCCAGAAACAAAGAAACCAUCGAUAGUUAGGUAUGGGUUGGGUCUGGAGAGACGAUUCAUCCGUUUCCAACGACGCCGGUAAUGAUUCCACCGAUCAACCGCCACGAAAUUCCGCCGCCGACGGCAAUUGCUCCACCACGACGGUGGUGAGAUCAAAGUGCAAGACGGAGGAGGUGGAGCCUGGAAAGUUCGUCAGGAAGUGCGACAAAACCGAGGAGAUCCUCCGCCACUGUUUUGGCAAGCCCUCUGAAGUUGUUCAAUCCACGACAGAGCACACGGAAGAGGAUGUCACAGACCAGAUAGUGCGUGGUGGAUCUUCUCCCGCAAAUCAGUUUGAGGAAAACCCCUUAAACUUCCCGGGGCUCCGAAGCGACUUAGACGACAUCGAACGCCAUUUCUUUAGCGGGAUGAAGAGUUUCUUUGACGCAGCAGAAGAGAUGAAGAGCAGCUUGUUUGACAUCAUGGGGGAUUAUGACUCCAACAACACCGUGAGAGGGAUACCACCCAUUCAAGACCAUCCGAAGAUAGACGACGAAAAUGCCGCAACUAGACAGCCUUUCUCCUCUGGAGAAAUUGAUCUCUCGGGCUUGGCCAAGGACGUUUGAGAAUAUGUCUUCUUCUUCUUCUUGUUCUUUCUUUGACAUAAUAAUAACUUUCAAAUAUGUAAUGUGAUUCCAUUAUAAGCGUGGGGGAUCGUCGUCUAAUGUUAGUGGUGGCUAUUCUCUAAUUCUCUUAUCAUUACUCUUUGUUUUUAAUCAUACCAGCCAAAAACAUAUUUAUUACCUUCA